AUGGUUUCAGAAGAUAAUACAAUUACCAAGCGCAUUGACACAGGAAAGUGGACACCAGAAAGCAUACACUCCUCCCACAUUAACGGGGACAUACUGGUGGGGAUGACUUAUCAAGAGUAUGCUAAAGUUAACAGGUACACCAUGACAGGGAGAAAGAAACAGAUCUUGGUGUUGGAUAACCAUGAUUAUGACAUGUUUGAUCUACCACACUAUAUCACAGAAAACAAAAGAGGUGAUAUAUGUAUAUCAGACUGGUGCUACAAUUCCGUGGUUGUGGUGAAGAAAUCAGGAGAAUACAGGCUUUCCUACGAAAUUCAAGACGAAAGUCGUGAAUUACAGCCAUAUGGAAUAUGUACUUAUGAUGAAAAUCAUUUUUUGGUGUGUGAUCGGCAUAGUGAAACAGUUCAUUUUGUGAAACAUGAUUAUACCAGAACAAUUAAAUCGAAAACAUAUCCAAUACUUACAUCUGAACAAGAGGUAAAUGAGCCCCGUGCUUUGUGUUUGGACUAUGAAAACAAUCUUCAUGUGGGACAAAGUAACACAAACAUCGUUAAAGUGUUUAAGAUACAGGGACACAACUGA
Magallana angulata is the source of this 582-nucleotide messenger RNA. RefSeq lists its product as uncharacterized. Bases 1 to 582 code for a protein of 193 amino acids. Lineage: Eukaryota; Metazoa; Mollusca; Bivalvia; Ostreida; Ostreidae. The transcript has a single exon. The record is from RefSeq and is a predicted model, not a curated record.